CAAUAGGAAGAAAUUUGAUGUUAUUUGAAUUGAAAUUUAAGUUUGUAUUAGGUUUGUGUGCUUUAAAUUUAAAAUGUUGGCGCACCGGAUUGAUGAUACUAAAACUAAAGAUGUACAAGUAAUGGAGAAUGUUACGUUCGAUUCGUUAUUGUUGUCAGAAAAAGUAUUGAAAGGUUUGCAAAAGAAUGGGUUUAAGAAGCCCUCCCCGGUUCAAUUAAAAUCUAUUCCUAUAGGCCGUUGUGGUUUAGAUUUGAUAGUAAAAUCGAAGUCGGGCACUGGAAAAACGUUAGUUUUCUCCAUAAUCGCAUUGGAAUCCCUGAAAUCGAAAAAGAACAAACUCGAAGUUCUUAUUCUAUCUCCAACUAGAGAAAUUGCUGUCCAGUCUCACGAUGUUAUUAAACUUAUUGGCUGUUAUUUUGAAGGUUUAAAAAUAGAGACAUUUAUAGGGGGCUUGUCUAUUACCGACGACAAAGAGAAAUGCCAACAAUGUCACAUAGCUGUGGGAACCCCAGGCCGCAUAAAACAACUCAUUAAAUUAAAAUCAUUAAUAACAGAUUCAGUCCGUUUGUUUGUGUUAGACGAAGCCGAUAAACUAAUGGAGCAAAGUUUCCGCAGUGACAUUAACGAAAUAUACAACAGCUUACCAUCUAAGAAACAAAUCAUAACCACUAGCGCAACUUACCCCAACGAUCUAGAGGAAUUCUUAUCGAAAUAUAUGCUAUCACCUACAAUAAUUAAUGCGGAAAUCGAUAACCCUUUACUUCUCGGUUUAAAACAAUUUGUUGCAUUAACGAAGUUCUCACCGUCUGUACCGCAACAAAUGAAAAUCAAAACCGAGGAACUGGUAAAAAUUAUAUCAAACGUAUCGUUCACCCAGUGCCUCAUAUUCUCCAAUUACCAAACCAGAGCUGAGAGUUUAAGUAACAGUUUAAACCAGAAAGGCUGGGCCUGUACUUACGUCUCUGGGGCGCAAACUCAAACGGAUCGGUUAAAAGCCGUAAAUGAACUUAAAGAGUUCAAAUGCAGGAUCAUGUUAUCUACUGAUCUCACGGCUAGAGGUAUCGAUGCAGCGAAUGUAGAUUUAGUGAUAAACUACGAUAUUCCUGUGGACGCCAUGACUUAUCUUCAUCGUAUGGGAAGAGCCGGGCGGUACGGCUCUACAGGGGUGUGUGUAAGUAUAGCAUCUGAAGGUGUAGAUGUUACGAAUCUCCAAAAAAUUUUGGGUUUUAUCGGAGGAGACUCAUUAUCUAUGCCCGUCUUUCCUGCUUUUAUUGGCAGUAUAACGGAUUUAUUGAAUCUUAAAAUACCUACUGAUCAACACAUUUUCGGCGUGACUGAUAAAACCGAACGCAAAGUGAAUCCACUAACGAAAAAUCAAGAUGAAACUAUAGAAAAUAAAUCUUCAGUUGAAGUAGAUUGUGAUAAAAUAAACGAAGAAAUCGAUCCCUCUUUGAAAUAUAACAUGGAUGUAAAUGAUGUAUUAAAAUUCGUGAGUGAUACUCCUGCAAAGAAAACUGGUACUAAAGAAGAAACAUCUGUUAAUACUGUAUUAACUGAUGUUGAAAUUAAAGAGAAAAACCUCAUUAAAAACAAAGCAUUGUUUGGAGUUUCUAAAAUAUUACACGGUUCGUGUACUAACGACGAUAAGCAAUUGAUAGAAGGUUACUUCAAAGCGCAGGAUCAAGAAGAAAUUGAUGAUGAACUGUCCCAAAAAGAUGCUAAUGAUUUAUUAAAUAUUCUCUCCCAACGUGAUGGGUAUAAGGGACCUACUAAAUCGAAGAUUAACGAAGAGUGCGCGGUAGAUUCCCCAAAAGACUGCGGUUUUGAUGUUCAAAAUUUGUUUAAAUUUGGCUACGAGAAUAUAGUAAAAUCGAGUAACAAAAACUGGCGUGAAUGCCUACCCGACCAAUUUACUAUACCUCUAGAAAAUAUCGAAGAUGAAUUUGAUUGUGAUAAUGCUAGCGAAUAUUCAGAGGAUGAAGAUAAUACGAGUAUAAAUAAAACCACUGAGAAUAUAGAAACUGAGCAUAACUGUUUAGAUGAAGAACAAUACGGAGCAAAGAAAAAAGCCCUGCAAGAUUCAAACGAAUUCGAAAACACCAAUACAACAAAAAAGAAACCUCGAAAAACCAGAAAAUCUACCAAAACCUCCUCAGGAAACGCGUCUUCGGAAGACAACGACAACAAAAAGAAGAAAUCCACCGCGCAAUUCGACCAGUAUCCAGAAAGAGACAUCAUGAAAUGGAUCCCAGUGGAAAGCCCCUCUGUCGCUCCCUCCGAACCUUACCCCGCUCAAAGGGAGAACGAAAGUCCCAUUAACAACUACGAACAGUUCGGUUCGUAUUUCGAAGAAUGUAGUAACAAUUUGUGGCAAAAUGGGCUGAGCUUCGACAGCGCUGAAAGCUUCGAUGAUUGGUAUUAUUACGAAUGGGAGGCCCAGUUGUAUUCCAUACGGAAUUAUGUGCAGCAAAACGUGUACGUCAGCGAAAUGGCCAAGUUUCAAAACUGCCGUAACCAAAAUAAUUAGGUUUUUGUCCUUAUAUUAUAAAAUUACGGUUAGUGUGUAAGUAGUAGUUUUAUUAUGAAAGGUACCAAUGAACGUUGUU
Phyllotreta striolata is the source of this 2606-nucleotide messenger RNA. The record is from the annotation of a GenBank genome assembly. NCBI's taxonomy places the organism in Eukaryota, Metazoa, Arthropoda, Insecta, Coleoptera, Chrysomelidae.